Molecule: messenger RNA, 3066 nt
Organism: Styela clava
Lineage: Eukaryota; Metazoa; Chordata; Ascidiacea; Stolidobranchia; Styelidae
Source: RefSeq, a predicted model, not a curated record
ACCAGGGGCUAAUGGUCAAACAGGAGAAAUCGUUGUAUAUUAUGGAAGCAACAACUGUUCAACGAUGAGAUAUCAGCGAAUCAGCCCAUCAUCGUUUGGAAUCCAGCUUCAAUACUUCGGUUAUUCCAUUGCCUCUGUUGACGACGCUAACUUCAGCAAGAACCCGAUCAUUAUAGCAAGUUCUCCAAAAUCUCAACAGAUUGCUGUAAUCAAAGCUAGGCCAGUAAUUGAAUUGUUGGUCGACUUGACCAUCAAUUCUCAACAUGGUUCCUCAAUUGACGUCAUACAAUGCGCCAAAGACCAGACAAACAAGAUACCUUGCGGAAAAGCGGUUGUUUGUUUUCAAGUUAACUGGAAAAACGUGGGCCAACAGACGAACAACGGAAUUGUUGAUCUAUCAUUCGAUAUUACGUUGGAUAGCGACUUUAAAGAGUUAUCGGAAAAACGUAUGGUUUUUGAGAGAAACGAAACAAGCUUUGUGAUUGCUGAAAGCAACCAUCCUAGUCAAACAAGAAAAACAUGUAAUGAAUACAAAAUAAUACUUCAACCUAAUAUUCUAAUUGCUGUGGACACCGUUGAUUUCAGUCAACAGAUGCAUGCAACUUUGACUACUAAACUUUCUGAACGUGUUCAAAGGGAAAUUAUGUCUCCGGUUAUGGCUGUUGAGCAAAUCACUGUCAAGAAGGAAAUGCUAUUGACCAAAGGAUGUACAACUAAUGGAAGCUGUUUAUAUGAUCUUUCAUUGAGUGCAGAUAUUCCAGAAGAUGAUCCGUUCCUAAUAAAUGAUGCAAGUGAAGUGAUGGACAUCAACAUUACAGUUGUAAACAAUGGAGAUUCUGCAUUUUUCACAAAGUUGCAAGUUGAUAUGUGGAAUAUCGUUAUUGUGCAUGUCAAAAGCGAAUGUGCAUUUUUGGAAACUGAUCGGCAAACUAUUUCAUACAGGGAUAAAAUAUUCGGAUCCCUUCAUAUGACUGGACAAUCGUGUCAACUUGGAAUCAGAUUCAGCGUCAUACCACUCGCAAAAUUUGCUAAUGAAACAGAAAUGAAGAUAAACAUUACGGCAUUCUCUCUAUUAAGUAAGGAUACAAAAGCUAAAGACGUUACACCAUCAAACAACAUCAUAGUGAUAAAUAAAAACGUCGUUUACAGGAGUUCGUUUACCGUGAAUGGACUAUCUAUCCCGGAUGCUAUGCAGUACUGGAGAAACAUCACCAACAUGACAUCGGCAUCUUCAUUGUCACAAAAAGGAGUUUUUGCUGGUGAAGAUGGGAACAUUGAAAAUUCAUAUAAGAUACGGAAUACCGGACCUUUCACUGUUACGACUACUAACAUGACCUUUACAUGGCCUGCAUUUACAGCAACUGAAAACUUACCCCUGCUAUAUCUGUACUCUUUUACAUGCAAGCCUGAAUCUUUGUGCACCUGCAGUCGGAGCGACCAAUGCGAUUUCAUAAAUCCACAUAAACAUCCCUACAAUAACUUGACUGUACAGGAAUUACAUAACGUCACUCAUUGUCCAGCGAAGCGGAACUUCACUAUUUACAGUUCAGAGUUCAAUAUUACACAACCGGAAAGCUUUUACGUAAUAAAGAAUGACAUGAUGUGUGAUAAACCCAAUAGCAUUUUCAAAUGCAACGAAAUAUCUUGUCACGUGAACAACAUCAAGCCUAAUCAAGUUGUUGAGAUUAAUGGCAGAUUCAAAUUCUGGAUUCCGACGUUCAGGUUCAAAGAGAACGACGAAGACACCAAAGUAUACAUUGGAAGCAGCCUCACAUUUAACCCGACCAAGUCACCUGUUUUUCCCUCGACGAUUUACAAAGAGUCGGCAAUAACUACGACUCAACAAUACCUGAAAACUAGAGUUACACCUAAACCACCGGAGCAAAAAGUGAACUUGGUGACAGUUCUGAUAGCAAUGUUUGUUGGUUUAGCUAUUGUUGGACUAUGUACUUUGAUUUGUUGGAAAUGUGGGUUUUUCGAAAGUCGUUACAAAGACAUGAAAGAAGCUGUUCUGGAGGAAGAAGAAGAAGAAUUGUUCAUGAGUUUAGCUUCUGAUACACAAAAACAAUCUAAAAAGAAUGGAAAAGAGAAACAGGAACGAGGAGAAAGUUCCAUAAAAGUUAGAUUUAUGGGGAAAAGAGGAGAUGGGGAUGCUUCGUCCGUUAUAGACGCUGCUGAAGAAUUUGUGCGUGCCACGUCUUCGCCAUCUUCCGCGAAGAAGCUCUCCAUACCUAAAGACGAUCUUUAUCUUGAAAUGACACCAAUGCGAAAUUACAGAGCACAGAAAAGGGUGUUUCAAGCAAACGUAAACGAUAUGCUGGAUACUGAACCUACCCCACAAGGUACGCCGUCACCUAGAAAGUUGCGAAAAGUCAUGUGGUCAUUUAAAGAACCAUCUCGUUCUACUUACCCCCGCGUGACUCCCAAAGGAGGGCGAACCCCGGAUAACGAAGAUAGUUAUGAAGUUUUUUCGCCGCAGUUUGAUGCAACCGCUCAUGCAAUAGUACCAGCUAUCAACUUAGAUGCCGGAGAAGUGACGGUACGGCGAUCUGCGACAACCAAACCCGUUGCCAGAUCGUCUUCUCAUAAAGCUUUUGAAAAACAAAGCGAAGCGAAUUACACUAGGUUUGAUAACGAUGAAAAUGUGGCAACGGCAUUUCCAUUUCCAGAUUAUUCCUACAUUUGUAAAGAAGAAGAAGAUGGUGGAAAAAUGAGGAAGACAACCAUGACGAUAAAGGAUCAGAAAAAACAAAGAGUAGAUUCUACCAGGUUUUGAAGAAUGAAAGAUGGCCGUAUAUUCACUCAAGAGAAACUAAUAUAUAUCACAAAACUCUAUGUUAAUAGAGUUAUUGCAAGCUGCGAUACUCGCAAAUUUUUUUUUUUACCUAUUCAUUUUGUAUAUCAUUUGUUCUCGCUGUAAUACAUAUGACUAGUUUUGGACCGUUGUGCUACAAGCAUCAACUGUCCAAUUAGUAAUUAUUGUCAUUAUUACAUUGAGCCAACUUUUAAUUUGACUACAAUUACAUAGGAUACUUGAGAUAUUGUAGAUAUUUUGUUUUUCCGCAA